CGACGGACAACGGCCGCGACAUCCGCCGCCGUUAUGGCUCGGAGGCCCCCUGGGUCAGGAGCGCUUUGGGCCCCCGCCGGCCAUCGUCCCCGCCGCAGUGACCGCAGCCGCAGAGCGGCGCCGGCGCGCCGCGCGCGGUCCACGAUGGUUUUUGCGCGGCCCUCCUCCGCCCCCAGCCGGCGAGCCCCCGCCGCGACGGCUCGGGGCCCCGAGCGGCGAGCGCCCGCGAGCGCCCAGCCGCAGAGGCCCGCCUCCGCGCGGGCCGGCGGCAGGCCGCGGCCACAGAGCGCAGGCGGCGGCCGCCCCACGGACCCGCACGGCGUGUCCCUGCUCGGCGGCGCGGCGGCGCCGCCGCGGCCGGGCUGGGGGGCCCCCGCGCCAGCGUCGCCGACGAGCUCGGGCGUCCUCCGCUCCAGCUUCGCCCGCUCCAGCUUCGCCUCCUCGAGCUUCCUCGAGCGCCUUCCAGCUUCCCUCUCCUGGGGCGGCGCCGGCGCGCCCGAGGGCGGCUCGGGGCAGCAGGGCGGCACCGUCCCAGCUGCGGUCAGCGCGCAGCUGCGGCGGAUGUGCCGGGGCAUGCGGGAGCCUUUCUUCGCCGUCGAGACGUGCCACAAUUGCGAGAGCCACAUUUGGAACACGCGCCACUGCCAGCGUAGGUACGACGAGAGGUUCCAGGCCUUCCAGAGCACGGUGAAGGAGCAUCAGUCCAUGUUCGACGCCUGUCAGUGCGUCCAGCUGCAUAUGCCUGGCCCCCGUGGCCUGCAGGGGCCUCCUACCAACCGCUACGGCGCGUUCGAGGUGUACCUGGUGGACCCUUCGGAGCCAGAGAAGCCGAAAGUGGUCCACUCCAAACUGCAGACGCGCAAAUGGCCGAACCCUUUGGCACUGGCCAGUGGCCGCGGCAGCAGUAGCGUCAGUGUCGUUGGGCAGUUCGACGUGCCAUACGACAGGGUCCGGUCUGAGAGCAGCAGGCACUUCCUCAGCUUCAGGAAGCACGUUGUCGAGGGCUUGUCCAAGCUGCUUUUCGACUCGGCACAGAUGCCCGUGGCGAUGGUGGAGGUCGCCAGUCCGUUGCUCUCUUCGUUUGGGACUUGGGAGGAGAGCCGUGGCGGGGCAAAGGACCCAGACGCCAAGACGACGGUAUUCGCUGCUAUAGAAAUAUUCGGUGUCGAAGGCGAGGAGCAUGUUGACAGGCUGAUGCGUCUCUUUCAGGAGCAGCACCCAGACCUGCUCCAGCUGCCCCAGCUCGACAAACUCGUGUGGCUGGGCCGGGGGACGACCGGAGAUCCGAGGACAGACCUGGAGGAGGCUCGACUUCUUCUCGCGAGGCCGUCCAAAGGCGAGAUGAGGAGCUUCACGCCCUUUCUGCUAGAACCGGCGCGCGAGGAGGCGUUCAAGAAGGCCGCGGCCACCAUGCAGGUGAAGAAUCUGCUGGGGGGCAUGGACGCAAAGGCCAGGGAGAUCGUCGCCAACACCCCUGCGCAGGAGAGCCUCCUUACUCUGGCCAAGAGUUUUGUAUGGGAGGUCGAAGACAUGUGGUGGGCCAAAGGGUGCAAAGGCACGCGCAGCGUCCUUGACGAGCUCCAGGAUAACCUGCGCGAGCCCAACGAUGGGAGAAAUAAGAACCUCACCAGCGAGUUCGUCAUGCGCCUGAGCGUGGAGGCGGAAGAGAAGCACGGGCUCAUGGAGGGCCUCGACUACCGCUUGAGAUGUGCGCCUUUCGGGCUCCAGGUCAUCAUCUGGUACACCAUGCAGGAGGUGGACGUCGACCGCAUCCACCUCUACCAGGACGUUCCCGAGUUUCCACAUGGGCGCGAGACGCCCGCCGAACGCGACGAGGUUUACAAGCCGUACCGGGAGCUGGUCAAGAAGGAUCCAGGGCAGUUGCGGCGGAACCCGAUGAUGUUCGGGGACGCCAACUGGGCCGUCCGGACGUCGUGGGACAGGUACGUCGCGGCCGGCGGGCAGCGAGAUGCGCACGAGUGCUGGGACGGGAUGCAGGAGUGGGUCCGAUGGGUCUGCCUGCUGGGGGCCCUGCGGCAGAGGCAGAGUCCGCCGAGGACCGUGAGCAGGGGGCUCUUCCUCGGGAGGGCCCCGGAGGGCGUGCUGGCGGGGCUCCUCGACAAGCAGCCGGGGGAUCUCAUCUUCUGGGCCGCCCUCUCCCGUACCACCACGGACCCGAAUAUCGCCUCCCACUACGCCAACCAGGCGGAGCCGGUGGAGAAGAACAUCGUCUUCACCAUCGAGAACGUGUACGAGGGCAUCCACCUCGAGCCCUUCAGUCAGUAUCCCAGGGAGAGGGAGCUGCUGCUGGCGCCAUUCUCGCUCCUGCGCGUGAAGCAGGUCGUCCAGCCUUCGGCCGGCCAGUUCGCGCGGCUGAUCUGCGACUACGCCGGGACGCUAAUGACAGGUUCCCUCCACGACGCCUCACUCCAGGAGGAUCUCUUCAGCUCCUGGAUCAAGCUGUGUGAGACCGGUUUCGCUUGCCUGGAGAAGGGUCGAAAGCGCCAGGAGGAUGAGGAGCGGAAACGCAAAGAGCAAGAGGAGCGGAAACGCAAAGAGCAAAAGGAGCGGAAGCGCAAGGAGCAGGAGGAGGCAGAGAGGAAGAGCAAGGCCGACGAGCAGUCAAAGGCCAAGGCCGAUAAGAUGAAGGCCAAGACUCAGGAGAUGCUGCAGAAGCUCGGAAAAGGGGGCUCCGUGCAGUUCUUCCGCUUGUCUCUCGUCUGGAAGAAGGCGGUGGACCUAGGCCUCCAUCUGAUCGGGCCACCAGGCCAGUGCCUGUUCAACAAUAAGAAGUGCGGGCCUUUUGAGUUGGACGUGGACGACCAGGGCUCGGGGUCGACCGAGGACCGGAUCAAGAACAUCACGGCCAAUGCCAAGUUGGGCGAUGGACGUUAUUUGGCGGAGGUGCAGCUCUACGCCGGCUCCGGCCCGGUGGACUGGGAGGCCGUGUGCUGCUUCGGUGACGGCCAGUCCAUCUACAAAGCUGGCACGUGCAGCAGCACAGGACAGACGUGCACGAUCGCGGAGUUCGACGUCACGGCCGGGAAGCCGGUACUGAAGGGCCAGUAAGGAGGGCGCAGCCGUGGCCGAAGCGGUUUGCGGCCAGGGCAUUAUGCCCGAGGGCCUCUGCAUCUCUCCCUCCACUUGGGCCCGUCAAGAAGGAAAGGGACUUGGGCGACUGGGGAACGCGUCCUCAGGGCAUCGAAGACGCCCUCGGCGAAUCGCCGCCGCCUCCUGCCUGUCGGAAUCGCCCAUGUGGCCGAGCGUUGUGGCAAGAGUUUUGCCAAGCUAUCGGGAGAACCAGAGUAAGCCCAAGA
This is a messenger RNA of Prorocentrum cordatum, 3317 nucleotides long. Lineage: Eukaryota; Dinophyceae; Prorocentrales; Prorocentraceae. The record is from the annotation of a GenBank genome assembly.